AGGCAGUAGGCAUCACAACAUAAUCACCUGUCACCCAGCUACACUCCCAAAACGAAACAAUCACCCAAACAAUACAAAACACAAUUACACACAAUCAACACACACAAAACAAACAAACAUGGGUGAGCAAGCAAAGCAAGGAGCCGCAGCCAUGGCGGACAUAACAAAGAAGCUAAACAUGAUGAUAAUGGGCGAAUCGCAAAACCCAAUUACCCAAUUACAAACCAAGUACAAAGAAUUAGAAUCUGGGUUCAAAUCCUGGCUUGCGCAGCAGUCUCUGCCUGUUGAAGCUGCUGUUGUUACUUUCACAAGCGCUGCUCAAGGUGCUGCUAUUGGGGGAUUUAUGGGUACUCUUACUAAUGAUGCUUCCUCGGCUUUUCCUACUCCCCCGCCUAAUGCUCCCCUUAAUCCUCAAGCCAUGGCUUCUAUUCAGCAGGCCCAGGCUCUUGCAGGGGGUCCUUUGAUACAGGCGCGUAAUUUUGCUGUCAUGACAGGUGUAAAUGCUGGAAUAACUUGCGUUUUGAAACGAGUACGAGGCAAGGAGGAUGUCCAAUCUAGUAUGGCUGCAGCUUUUGGUUCUGGAGUCAUGUUUUCGUUGGUGAGUGGUAUGGGUGGUGGUCCUAAUCAGGCUGGAAGUGCGGUGACAUCAGGUCUUUUCUUUGCAUUGAUUCAGGGUGGAUUGUUUAAGGUAGGGGAGAAAUUCUCCAAGCCCCCUGUUGAAGAUGUUUUAUAUAAUAAAACUAGAAGCAUGCUGUCAAGCCUCGGCCUCCAGAAUUACGAGAAGAAUUUCAAGAAAGGGUUAUUAACAGACAAUACGCUGCCUUUGCUUAAUGACAGUGCUCUUCGAGAUGUACGAAUCCCUCCUGGACCAAGGCUUCUCAUUCUUGAUCGCAUCCAAAGGGACCCUGAUUUCAAAGAAACACGAGGAGCCUUUCGUUGAAGUGAUGGAGUUCUAUCUUCCUGGAGUAGAUUGUACGGAAUGAUUGGAAAUGUAUUUCUGCCAAAUGUAGUGUAAUCGAAUAAUGUGUCAACUCAUACUAGUCAUGUUAUUACUUAUAUUAAUAACUAGGAAUUAUAUGGACAGCUCUGUUAUAGUUCUAUUUAUAGUUUAUUUCCUCGGUGAAA
Messenger RNA from Daucus carota subsp. sativus, 1125 nucleotides. Its product is annotated as chloroplastic import inner membrane translocase subunit HP30-2-like. Gene Ontology annotation, cellular component: TIM22 mitochondrial import inner membrane insertion complex; chloroplast inner membrane. The record is from RefSeq and is a predicted model, not a curated record. Gene Ontology annotation, molecular function: transmembrane protein transporter activity; protein binding. Gene Ontology annotation, biological process: protein insertion into mitochondrial inner membrane; protein targeting to chloroplast. Lineage: Eukaryota; Viridiplantae; Streptophyta; Magnoliopsida; Apiales; Apiaceae. Bases 119 to 940 code for a protein of 273 amino acids. The transcript has 6 exons.